Messenger RNA from Hippocampus comes (tiger tail seahorse), 645 nucleotides. Its product is annotated as tuftelin-interacting protein 11-like. NCBI's taxonomy places the organism in Eukaryota, Metazoa, Chordata, Actinopteri, Syngnathiformes, Syngnathidae. Gene Ontology annotation, cellular component: U2-type post-mRNA release spliceosomal complex. The record is from RefSeq and is a predicted model, not a curated record. The transcript has 2 exons. Gene Ontology annotation, biological process: spliceosomal complex disassembly. The annotation marks the transcript as partial.
UCUACACCUUACAAUGUUUUAUUUGUGUGCAGGAUCCUCGUGACGCCUACUGUUAAUAAUAAUAAACAAUUCAGAUCGAUACGAGAUUCUUGAUUUUUACCAUUUCUAAUUCAUACAGCAAAACGUAACGGACGUUUUUAAUACGGAUUUAAUGGAUCCAUGCUUUCGAAGCAUUUGUAACGUUCGUAAAUCUUGAUCCUAUUUGUCGUUUUACUGACUGUGCUUCUUUCAUCAUCAUUCUUUCCAGAAUGUCAAUGUCACACCUGUAUGGACGGAGGAGGGCAGAGGAGGAUGGCGUAGAGAUUGAAAAUUUUGAGAUCACAGAUUGGGAUUUGGCCAAUGAGUUCAACCCAGACCGUCGCAGACACAGACAGACCAAGGAGCAAAUGACUUAUGGCAUCUGGGCAGAAAGGGACUCUGAUGAGGAUGAGAGACCCAGUUUUGGAGGCAAGAAAUCUAAAGACUACACUGCUCCGGUGAAUUUUGUGAGUGCGGGGUUAAGAAAAACUGCAGCUGACGAGAAACAGGAAAGAGAAGAAGAAGAAGGUUCUGAUACUUCUGAUGAUGACACUUCUUCUGCACCUCCACCUGCUCGAGUGACAACGCCUAGAAAGCUUCAAAAGGUUAAUUACAGAUUGAAGGAAU